AGUGCGAAAGUGACAGUUGAUGGGAGAGCGUCGCGUCCAGCGCAACACCGCACGGCAGACACACUUUAGGCGAGUGGCGACGCGAUAAGUGAAAGCAAACAAACGAAAGAAUAAAUGUUAACACGCAAACAACUACAGAAGCAAAAACAAAAAAAAAAAACAUAAAAAUAAUUUCGUGUAAACAAACAAGCAAAAUCAAUUUAAUAACAAUAAAAAAUUGAAAAAAAGGGUGUCACGUUACAUGUGUGUAAAUACAAUAAUGCUGUCAUCAUCAAAGUCAUCUGUGUGUUUGUUGCUGUUGUUGGCGAUUACAGAACUGCUUUCGUUAGGCGCUGCAAUGAAGAUGCGACACAUACACGAAACAACAACAAUAGCAACAGAGAUAGAAACGCUGCUGCCUACAACAACAACGACGACACCGGCAACCACAACGAAAACAACAACAAUAACAACAACACAGAAAUCGUUGCAAAGCAGCCCGCCAAGUCAGCACAAUAUUGAAGAUUACGGCAAAAGCGUGAAAAUCAUUUUCCCAACCAAUGACGAUUCCGAGGACAACAGAAUAUUCGAUGUUUAUGGUUUGAAGACAACACCACCGCCACCAAAUCAGGAGGUAGUGAAAACAGAAGAUAAAAUGAACGCAACCGAAGCAACCAUUAUUACAACUACAAAAUCAACAACGGACGGCGGGGAUUCUGUUUCGAAUUCAACUAUAAAAUCAGUUGAAGACCGUAUCGGUGUUCUCAAUUUGGCACCACACUGUCCCGAAGGAACCGUGAUAGUGAAUCAGCGCUGUCAUAAAUCAGCCUAAUGAUAGAAAAAGUGAAAUUGCAUACGUAAAAAUAUGAUACUUUUAUUAAAACUUCGAAAUACAUUUUAAUUGCUUCUAA
This is a messenger RNA of Bactrocera tryoni, 890 nucleotides long. RefSeq names its product integumentary mucin C.1-like. The record is from RefSeq and is a predicted model, not a curated record. Bases 242 to 811 code for a protein of 189 amino acids. The transcript is spliced from 2 exons. NCBI's taxonomy places the organism in Eukaryota, Metazoa, Arthropoda, Insecta, Diptera, Tephritidae.